UACCUAUGCCUUCUGUUUGGUUGUCGAGAAACUGGAGAAAACGUGCAUGAAGUGGAAGAGAAGAAGUGAAGUAAAAAAGGGGAAAGAAAAAAAUUGUUGGUUUAUAGAUUUUGGUCGUCUUGGGUUCCAAAAAAUGAAUGAUUCGUCUUAACUGGGCCUAGUAGUUACAUUAGACUCAAUUGGGUUUUACCUAGCUGUUUUCUCUUCAUUAAACCAAGAGUCUGACUGUGGAUUUGAGGUAUUGCUCAUCAUAAAGCCGUAGUGAUGACUUGCUGCUCUUUCUUUUUCAAAAAAAAAUCCAAUCGUAAAACAAAAGGACACGUAGACAUUGAUGACGAGAUUUCAGGUUUCCACAAUGUUAUCCGGUACACUUACAAAGAAUUACAAAAUGCCACAGAAAAUUUUAGUCGAGAUAAUAAAAUUGGGGAAGGAGGCUUUGGUUCUGUCUACAAGGGAAGGCUAAAAAAUGGCACUGUUGCUGCAAUAAAGGUGCUUUCAGCUGAGUCAAGUCAGGGGCUACGGGAAUUCUUGACAGAGCUAAAUGUGAUCUCUGCAAUUGAGCAUGAAAACCUUGUCCAGUUAUAUGGCUGCUGUGUGGAUGGAGACAGUAGAAUCUUGGUUUAUCAGUAUCAUGAGAAAAAUAGUCUUGCACAAACUCUUUUAGGUAGAGGCCAAAGCACCAUUCAAUUUAAUUGGAAAACAAGGUCAAAUAUUUGCAUUGGUAUUGCUCGGGGACUCGCAUUCAUUCAUGAGGAAGUCCGGCCACAUAUUAUUCAUAGAGACAUCAAAGCAAGCAAUAUCCUUCUUGGUGACGACCUCACAGCCAAAAUUUCGGAUUUUGGCCUCGCAAGACUUAUCCCAGCCAAUAUGACUCAUGUUAGUACACGAGUUGCGGGAACAGCAGGUUAUUUGGCACCUGAGUAUGCACUUCGAGGUCAGUUGACAAGGAAAGCAGAUAUUUAUAGUUUCGGUGUUCUCCUUCUGGAAAUUGUUAGUGGGAGAUGCAACAGGGAUUCACGAUUACCCGCCAACGAACAAUAUCUGCUUGAAAGGGCAUGGGAAUUGUAUGAGACUGGGAAGCUGGUGACAUUAGUGGACACAUCAUUGAAUAGGGAUUUUGAUGUUGAGGAGGCUUGCAGAUAUUUAAAAAUCGGUCUUCUCUGCACCCAAAUGAUGCCAAAACUCCGUCCAUGGAUGUCUACUGUGGUCCAGAUGCUAACUGCAGAGAUUGAUCUGGAUGACAAGCAGAUAACAGAACCUGGCCUACUUACAGAGUUAAUGACUUAUAGAGGAGAGAAACAAAAGCUUGAUGAAUUCUCCAGCAAGCUUGAAAAUUCAUCCUUGUCGUCAGAUAACAUGCCCACCUCAUGUGCUACCAUGACCUUUAAUUCCAUAUAUGAUCGAAGUAACUGACUCGGGUUUUUCAUAUAUAUAUUUUUUAAUUUCCCCAUUUGUAAAAUUCCUCCUAUAAAUUUUAUGUGGUGCGUUAGAGAUUUAGAUUUUCUUUCUGUUCUAUUUCUUUUGAUUCAUCCUUACCGCCUUUGCUGUCCUGCUCAUCCUGUAUGCAUUGGUUAUUCAGGCAGAGGAGUUUUCCAAUUUUAAUAAGGAACUGCUUCCAUUUUCUUGUAAUUUUGUACCGAGUUCUCCUCAAGUAAAUGAGAAAUUUCUUGCUUUCACUGGAAUAAAA
Messenger RNA from Malania oleifera, 1687 nucleotides. RefSeq names its product cold-responsive protein kinase 1-like. NCBI's taxonomy places the organism in Eukaryota, Viridiplantae, Streptophyta, Magnoliopsida, Santalales, Ximeniaceae. Gene Ontology annotation, biological process: protein phosphorylation. The record is from RefSeq and is a predicted model, not a curated record. Gene Ontology annotation, molecular function: ATP binding; protein kinase activity. The coding region runs from base 265 to 1413 and encodes 382 amino acids. The transcript is spliced from 7 exons.